This is a messenger RNA of Blastomyces gilchristii SLH14081, 96 nucleotides long. RefSeq lists its product as uncharacterized. Lineage: Eukaryota; Fungi; Ascomycota; Eurotiomycetes; Onygenales; Ajellomycetaceae. Bases 1 to 96 code for a protein of 31 amino acids. The record is from RefSeq and is a predicted model, not a curated record. The transcript has a single exon.
AUGUACAUGUACAUGUACGUGUAUCUGCAUGGAUCGAAGACUUUGGCCUCUGUCUGGAAAACGAAUAAUAAAACGGAGUCUGCUCUCUCAAUCUGA